CGCAAACUCUAAAUUUUGAGCCGCCGCGUGCAACUGCUUCACCUCUCGUCACCUCCAUUCGCAAACUUCACCGGACAAUCACAACCGCAAACAAUACCGAAACCAACCCCUCUCCUGCCACUGUUCCAAUCACAUCAAAAUGUUCGGCGCAGCACCACCACAACCUACAGCAGAAGAGCUCCGCGAGGCGGAAGUGACGGCGCAACAGACCAUCGUCGGUGCCGUGAGCACGUGCUUCAUUCUGUACAUGUGUAGGUCGACAUCCAUGCUUUCAUUCGAGACUCAGAACUGCGGCUGACGAGGAUCUUCUAGCACCGUACGUGGUGGACUAUGUGCGGAAACUGGUGUAGAGGGGGAAAGAUGAAGAGACGGGACCUUGUACGAUACUGUAUACCGACAUAACCGGCAGCGAAGCGCAGUGAAGCACCUCGAGGGAGUUGGUGGGUGGAGAGGAUGGGAUGGGAUGGACAUCUGCAUUUCCGUCUGAGGAGGUGGAUAGAUAUGUGUAUACAACUCGCUCCUCAAAAGCAUGGCGUGGAGCAUUACUAUUUGAUCAUGGCGUAU
Molecule: messenger RNA, 564 nt
Organism: Neohortaea acidophila
Lineage: Eukaryota; Fungi; Ascomycota; Dothideomycetes; Mycosphaerellales; Teratosphaeriaceae
Exons: 2
Coding region: 140-298 (52 amino acids)
Source: RefSeq, a predicted model, not a curated record